Messenger RNA from Caenorhabditis bovis, 1026 nucleotides. NCBI's taxonomy places the organism in Eukaryota, Metazoa, Nematoda, Chromadorea, Rhabditida, Rhabditidae. The record is from the annotation of a GenBank genome assembly.
AUGGUGGUUACCCGUUCGGCCAGUAGAAAAUUGCGUGGAGAUACUCUAUCGGUUCCAGCGAGAACUUUGCCAAACGGAGCGAAAAAUCGCACCAAAUCGAAAAAGGGAUCGAAGGCAGAUAAUGCUGCAAGUUCGUCAAAUGCUGCUAGAAACAGAUUGGGGCAAAAUCUGGCAAAGAAAAGAAAGGCCGACUAUCCACUUGGUGAAGAAAAGACUCCGAAAAAGGCUGCAUUGGCUCGCGAGGUUGCUGGCAGCAGCAAAUCACCAGCUCCGAACACUGCUCGUGCUAAACCGGCUCCAACCACUGCUCGUGCUAAACCGGCUCCAACCACUGCUCGUGCUAAACCGGCUCCAAACACUGCUCGUGCUAAACCGGCUCCAAACACUGCUCGUGCUAAACCAGCUCCGGACACUACUCGUGCUAAACCAGCUCCGGACACUACUCGUGCUGAGCCAGCUCCGGACACUACUCGUGCUGAGCCAGCUCCGGACACUACUCGCGCUAAACCAGCUCCGAACACUGCUCGUGCUGGACCAGCUUCGAACACUGCUCGUGCUGGACCAACUUCGAACACUACUCGUGCUGAGCCAGCUCCGGACACUGCUCGUGCUGAGCCAUCUCCGGACACUGUUCGUGCUGAGCCAUCUCCGGACACUGUUCGUGCUGAACCGGCUCAAAAUAUUGCUCGUGCGGAACCAGCUCAAAACAUUGCUCGUGUUGAGCCAGCUCAGAAUAUUGCUCGUGUUGAGCCAGCUCAGAAUAUUGCGGGAGCUGUACGAGCUCAGGGUGCGGUUGUCGUUGAGCAGCAUGAAGCUGGGCUAGACGACGAUGAUGAUGAGUAUGGGGCGAAUGUUGACAUCGUGAUCGAAAAAGGAGAAGACAUCACGGCUAGCGUGGAAGCCGCUAUCGAGGAAGAAAACAGAGCAAUCGAGGAAGAGAAAAGAAUUGAGCGAGAGGCGAUGGCCGCUUUCCAGAGAAGAUUGAUUGCUCUCACAAAGGAGUACGAGGAGAGAGGAGGAGUAUAA